AUUGGCCCGCGACGGGGUCCGUGGUCGCGCUGGCGUCUGGGAAGGAGAGAAAAUGGCGUCCGAGCCGAGCAAGACCGAAAUCCAGACCCUUUUUAAGAGGCUCCGCGCGAUUCCGACCAACAAGGCCUGCUUUGACUGUGGUGCCAAGAAUCCGAGUUGGGCCAGCAUCACGUACGGUGUUUUCCUGUGCAUUGACUGCUCCGGGGUGCACCGUUCCCUGGGUGUCCAUCUCAGCUUCAUCAGGUCCACAGAGUUGGAUUCCAACUGGAACUGGUUCCAGCUGAGGUGUAUGCAGGUCGGCGGGAAUGCCAAUGCGACAGCUUUCUUCCGCCAACAUGGAUGCACAGCCAGUGAUGCCAAUACCAAAUAUAAAAGCCGAGCUGCCCAGAUGUACCGGGAAAAGAUCCGGCAGCUGGGAAGUGCGGCUCUGUCUAGGCAUGGCACCGAUCUUUGGAUAGACAAUAUGAGUGGUGCUCCCAGUCAUUCCCCAGAGAAGAAGGACUCUGAUUUCUUCAUGGAACACACUCAACCCCCUGCCUGGACUGCACCAGCCAGCGACCCUGCAGAGACCCAGCAGCCAGCCCCGUCUGCAGAGAGCAGUGGAUUGGCACAGCCGGAGCAUGGCCCCAACACAGACCUGCUUGGCACCUCACCCAUAGCUUCUCUGGAAAUGAAAACUUCCCUCAUUGGCAAGAAGAAGCCAGCAGCAGCAAAGAAAGGGCUGGGUGCCAAGAAAGGCCUAGGGGCCCAGAAGGUGAGCAGCCAAAGCUUCAGUGAGAUUGAGCGGCAGGCCCAGGUGGCAGAGAAGCUCCGUGAGCAGCAGGUGGCUGAUGCCAAGAAGCAGGCGGAGGAGUCCAUGGUUGUCUCCAUGCGUCUGGCCUACCAGGAGCUCCAGAUUGACCGUAAGAAGGAAGAGAAGAAGCUACAGAAUCUGGAAGGGAAGAAGCGAGAGCAGGCAGAGAGGUUGGGCAUGGGCUUGGUGUCCAGAAGCUCUGUCUCCCACUCGGUGCUGUCGGAGAUGCAGGUGAUCGAACAGGAAACACCUGUGAGUGCAAAAUCUUCCCGCUCGCAGCUGGACUUGUUUGACGAUGUUGGUACCUUCGCCUCUGGACCCCCAAAGUACAAAGACAACCCUUUUUCCUUGGGGGACAGUUUUGGUUCCCGAUGGGAUACAGAUGCCACCUGGGGUAUGGACAGGAUGGAGGAGAAGGAGCCAGAAGUGACCAUCUCAAGCAUCCGGCCUAUUUCAGAAAGAGUCACAAACCGGAGGGAAGUGGAGAGCCGGAGCUCGGGCCUCGAGUCCAGUGAAGCACGUCAGAAGUUUGCAGGAGCCAAAGCCAUCUCAUCUGACAUGUUCUUUGGGCGGGAGGUGGAUACUGAGUAUGAAGCCAGGUCUCGGCUACAGCAGCUCUCAGGCAGUAGUGCCAUCAGCUCUUCAGACCUCUUUGGGGACAUGGAUGGAGCUCAUGGAACAGGUAGCGUAUCUCUGGGGAAUGUGCUCCCCACAGCUGACAUUGCCCAGUUUAAGCAGGGUGUCAAGUCUGUGGCCGGGAAGAUGGCUGUGCUGGCCAAUGGUGUGAUGAAUUCUUUGCAGGAUCGCUAUGGUUCCUACUGAUCCAAACUCCGCGGCUCAGACAUGGUGGUGACAGCAGCAAAGACCCCAUGAUUACCAGGCCAGGGCUGCUUGCCUUUGGAAGCCGGGGAGGAAUCGUUACAUGUGUGGUGUAUGAGUGGGGUGGCCUUUGAGGGUCUCUGGUGAGGGCAUGGGCGGUACUAGCCCUUGACCUCUGCCUGUAGAUCGAGCCCUUUAUUCUCCCUCACACCCUCCCUGUGUGCUAGAUUAUUGUCCUUCCAGUCCUGCUCCCAAAGCUGCUGCUCACUUGUCCUGCCACACUGGGAGUGGGGGAGGGCGUCUCCUCAGGAUGGCUUAUUCUGGGUCUAGCCCUUCCCCGAGUAGGGAAGUGAAAAGUGUAAGGCUCUUUGGCCAGCUCUAGGGUCCUUCCAGGUCGUCUGGGGUUUGGCCCCGUCCUCUGGAACCAGUAGGGAGGUCUAGGGAGAGUUCUGCGGUAGACCAGCCCAGAGGAGGGGAAGCUCUGAUGCUGCUGGGUCCCAAGAGCGGGCAGGGGAGGCGAAGGACCUUCGUCUGGGCCUUACUAAGGGCUAGAAACUUUACCUGGUACCUAAAGGUUUCAUUUGGGGUCAGGCUGGAGGCCCGAAUGAUGAUCUGUCUCAGCACCCCUUUUACAGUGGUCACUUGGAGGAUGACUUUUCCUCCUGGGUGUCUAGGAGUUGUUCCUUACCAUCCAUGUGGACCACAGCACCCUCUGUCCCCUCCCAAGACUGUCCUUUUUUCCCUUGCUUGGUGGCAAUGGUGAGUCUCAUCUGCCCUGUGCUGUCCUGCUCUGGAUGCUGUGGGCAUGAUGCUGGCCGAGGAAGCAGAGGACGUGAGGGACAGAAGCAGCCUCCUGGGGCUCAACUUUCUUCCUCUGUAUCAUCCUGGGCUUAGGGGGGCCUGGACAGCACCCCACUUGUGAGAGCUGGAGGUACCUAGAGCUGUAAGCCUCGCCCCUGGCCACUGGGCCGUGCACUGUGUCCGCCGUGGUGCCAUCUUCCCUGCCGUGCUGGCAGUCGGCCCUCGCCACCCCCUGUGGGUUGAAGGUCGGGCUCCCAAGCAACACAAACCACUCUUCCCACCACCCCUCCCCAAAAGGGACUUGACUUUCUUUCUGGACUGUUUGUAUUGAAACAUAGUGGUGUCAAAUAAAGCCCCGGCGGGGCCCUGGGCCCCUGUUGGUCUGAGUGAAGUGGUGUCCUCUGGAUCCUGCCUCCCUGCCCAGCAUAGGUCCCUUGCCUCACUCUCUGGGCUCCCACCGAUACAGGCAGGGCGUUGGUGCCGAAGCUGAGGGAACUUUCUCCAGGGCCUCCAGCUUGUCUCUUCUCUGGAAGCCAAAGUCCCCUGGCUUCUCGGCCCUGUGCUGCCUUGAGGUCCGGUGCAGCCUCGACCUCACCACCCUGUUGCACGCGGAGGAAAGAGUGGGUGUUAGUUGGCCCUUUCACUCAUCCUCAGCCAUGUGGCUGCGGGCAAGCGAGCAACCUCGGCAUCCCUGCGCCUCUCCCAACAGUAGGCUCGACUCGGGGUGUUUCUCAGGGGAGUUUAAUAAUAAAAUACACAGACCUUAAUGGAAUCCUUUAAAUCCAGAAAGAAAUGUGUGUGUGUAUAAACCCCUGGCUUGGCAACCCCUUUCCCUCACAGGGGCUCUUAGAACAUCUCUACCACCUUGGGGUUAUUGGGGUACAGUUUUAAAACACUGGAAGAUGGAUGAUUAGGAAGGAUGGGUGGAGGGAGCCAUGUGAUCUCUUCUAAGCCAGUGAUUUCCAAAGCAUGGAUCCAGAGCUUCCAGCUUUGGAAUGGUCUGGAGUGUUCGGAAUCCAGGUUCCGUGCCCCAUCCCAAACUGGAGUUGGGUCAUUUGCAUUGUAAACAAUCCCCAGGUGAUUCUGAUGCACACAAGGAUUUUCCAGCUGCUUUGAAUCUUAGGCUGGAUGUGUUUGUGGCCUGGAGAGCUGCCAGGAUCCUGGAGCUUCAGUGGGCCUGGCUCUGCAGGGCUCCAGGGGCCAGUUCCUGUAACUCCAGGGAGGCUGCUCUGGGCAGGGAUGAGCCCAGGGGAAUGUGUGCACCCAGUGGUGGGACCUUGGGUUUUGCUUCAGAGGAGGCA
Molecule: messenger RNA, 3714 nt
Organism: Molossus molossus (Pallas's mastiff bat)
Lineage: Eukaryota; Metazoa; Chordata; Mammalia; Chiroptera; Molossidae
Gene: ARFGAP2
Product: ADP ribosylation factor GTPase activating protein 2
Exons: 16
Coding region: 53-1615 (520 amino acids)
Biological process (GO): COPI coating of Golgi vesicle
Molecular function (GO): GTPase activator activity
Source: RefSeq, a predicted model, not a curated record